This is a messenger RNA of Mugil cephalus (flathead mullet), 4413 nucleotides long. RefSeq names its product netrin g1a (gene ntng1a). Lineage: Eukaryota; Metazoa; Chordata; Actinopteri; Mugiliformes; Mugilidae. Gene Ontology annotation, molecular function: cell-cell adhesion mediator activity. The transcript is spliced from 8 exons. Bases 1151 to 2809 code for a protein of 552 amino acids. The record is from RefSeq and is a predicted model, not a curated record.
CCAUAGGUGUGCGCGGGGGAGAAAGAAACAAGCUGAGUGUGCGUCUCAUCUAAUAGAGCCUCGGAGCGCAUUAUCUUCCCCGCCAUCUCCGUCUGGGCGGUUGGUGCUGCGCCGUGCCGGGGAAAACGGCCGGGAGAAGAUGCGUUGACUCGAGCGGAUAUUCUCAGCAGCCGAGACUAAUUGGUGUGAUUCAUGUCCCCGUUGAGUGGUCGAAGCCUAUUCGUAGCCAGGGAUAAGGAGAGAAAGAGAGAGGGGACGAGAUACGCGCAGAGAUCCGCAGGCAGGAGUCUUUGGAAAUGAAGGAAUUAUAAAGAGGUCUAAAAAGAGGAGUAAGACGCGCCAGCAAGUCAAAGUUUCUUUUGCAGCAGUCGGGUUUCUUUCUUUUUUUCUGCGGACAUCACUGUGUCCUCAGACGGACGCCGUGAUGGAAUGACACUUGGAGAGAGCGUGAUGGACACUUUGGCACCGGGGCUCCUGCUAAAGAAAUCCUCCAGUUCACACCAGGCGCGAUGCUGACCCAGCCCUCGGGACGGUGAUCAGUCAUUUGUUUUGAAGUGGCAGGAAAAUCCUCCUCUUGAUCGAAACAAGAGCGAGAGAUGGUGCGCACAGCGAUUCCUCCGAGACUGACGUGCGCACUCAUCACAUUGCCGUUAAGGAGCGCAUCUUAAAGAGCUUCAUUCUUCAUUCAUGUUCAUUCUGCUGCUCUGAACUUGUUGAACGGCGUUAAAAGAGCAGCGGGGACGGGGAGCGCUCGGUCCAACAGGGACAAUCCCAGAAAGUGCCAGAUCGUCGCGCAGGACGAGGACCAUGAUUGACAGCCAGGCGAGCUGAGGAGACCUGUCACUCAUCUUCCUAUCAGCGUGUCAGAGGGCUAUCUCCUUCUCGCUUUCCCCCCCUCUUCCUCCUUCUCCUCCUCCACCACCACCACCACCGCCCUCCUCCCACCCUCAGUCCUCUCCUCUUAUCUUCUCAAUGGAGUGGUAACCCCGUCAUCCCUUACAGUCAUCCGCCACGACAGAAAUCGUAAAGAAAAGCUCCUCAUGCCUCCCCUCUCCAGUUGAGUGACUUGUAAUAAGUGGAAGCAGAAGAGUGAUCCCCCUGUUUCGCACCCUCUACGCGGCUCCUCAGAAAGGAGCGGAGAGAACCAGUCAUGCGUUUCCAUUUCGCGUUGACGCUGCAGGCAAUAUGGACUGGUGUUUGCCAGGCGGCCAUGCAGCACUACCCCGCAGCGUGGGGCCACUACGACGUGUGCAAGUCCCAGGUUUACUCGGACGAAGGCUUAACCUGGGACUACAUGGCCUGCCAGCCAGAGGCAGCAGACAUGACCCAGUACCUGAAGGUUACCUUGGAUCCCCCCAACAUCACCUGUGGAGACCCUCCAGAGACGUACUGUGCCCUGGAGAACCCUUACAUGUGUAACAAUGAAUGUGAUGCCAGCACUGAGGAGCUCGCCCACCCUCCAGGGCUGAUGUUUGACAUCGAGGGCCGCAACCCCACAACCUUCUGGCAGUCCACCUCAUGGAAGAAGUACCCAAAGGCCCUCCUGGUCAACAUCACUCUGUCUUGGAACAAGACCAUCGAGCUGACCGACGACAUUGUCCUCACCUUCGAGUCAGGCCGGCCCGAGCAGAUGGUCCUAGAAAAGUCGCUAGAUUACGGACGAACCUGGCAGCCCUACCAGUUCUAUGCCACCGACUGCCUGGACGCCUUCACCAUGGAGCCCAAGACAGUGCAGGAUCUGACUCAGCAUACUCUGCUGGACAUCAUCUGCACCGAGGACUACUCACGGGGCUACGUGUGGAAGUACGACAAAACUGUGCGCUUUGAGAUCAAGGACCGAUUCGCGCUGUUUGCCGGGCCACGACUCCACAACAUGGCCUCACUUUAUGGACAACUGGACACGACCAAGAACCUGAGGGACUUCUUUACCAUUACCGAUCUGAGAGUCCGCCUGCUCAGGCCUGCCACGGGAGCUACAAUGGUGGAUGAAAACAACCUUUCCAGAUACUUCUACGCCAUUUCUGACAUUAAAGUUCAGGGCAGGUGCAAGUGCAAUCUCCACGCCAACAGCUGCGUGUUCGACAAAGAGAAGUUGAGCUGCGAGUGCGAGCACAACACCACCGGGCCCGACUGUGGCCGCUGUAAGAGGAACUACCAGGGGCGAGGGUGGAGCGCCGGCUCCUACCUGCCCAUCCCCAAGGGCACGGCUAAUAUCUGUAUUCCUAAUAGCAUUGGUCCAGUUAACUGCGAAUGCUUCGGCCACUCCAACCGAUGCAGCUACAUCGAUCUGCUAAACUCCGUCUUUUGCGUGAGCUGUAAGCACAACACUAGGGGCCAGCACUGCCAGCUAUGCAAGCUGGGCUACUACCGCAAUACCUCAGCAGAACUGGAUGAUGAAAAUGUGUGCAUAGAGUGUAAUUGUAAUCCCUUUGGCUCAGUCAGUGAUCGCUGUAAUGGCACAGGAUUUUGUAUAUGUAAGGAGGGCACUACAGGGCCUAAGUGUCAGGAGUGUCUACCCGGCUAUUUGUGGGACGAUGGCUGCAAAUCCCGGGUGUGCGACAACGAACUCCUGCGCUGCCAAAAUGGCGGCGAGUGCGUCAACAACGUCCGCUGCAACUGUCCCUCCGACUACACGGGCCUGCUGUGCGAGAAGCCCCGCUGCGAGUCGGAGCUGGGGGGCUGCGGGGGCCCGGACUCGGGCCAGGAGUCGCUUACGCCUCCGCCCGCCUCCAGGUGUCUGAUGCUGCUGCUGUUGCUGCUGGGCUCGGCCGUGCUGAGAGAGGCCUCCUGCUGGCCCGCCGCGCUCUGAAGAGACCCAUUACCUGGUGGGGGUGGCACCCUACCCCCCACCCCUCCCACACCUCCGUCUCCACCUUAGCCCACCCCCGUCCCCUCCCGACCCGCCCUUUCGAAUAAUCAACGACCAUUUAAAAAAAAAAAAAAAAAAAAAAGAACAACCAUGAGCUUUCUGGACUGUAACGUACUGAGCUUCUCCGCCGCCAGACUCAAUGGACACUCGCGCUGACGAUGAAGGGAAUGUGCCAGCAGACAAAAGAGUGCAAAAACUUUUCAUUUAAUUUCAAGGAAUAUAUAGAAAUGGAAAAAAACAUAUACUUCUAAAAAAAAAAAAAAAAAGCCAGAUAUUAUUAAAAAUACGAGCGUUUGCCUAAUAAGAGUGAAAUGAGCAAAGAAUGGUGAGUCCUCCCCUCCCCCCUCUAAGCCAUACCAGGUACACGAGCUCCUUCCACUUUGAGGAGGGAUAACUGAAGAUGACAGACUUGUUCACUUCCUCUCUUAUUGCCACGGCAACAACAGCUGCGACCAAUCAGCUCUCGCACGAGCCGAUAGUGGCCCGCUGGUCCCUCUUGGGAUGCUUCUGCGAGUUAAUGUUGGCUGGACUGACGCAGAAGAAAUCAAAAAGAAAAUAUAUAUAUAUAUAUAUAUGAAAAAAAAACUGUCCCAGAUGAAUGGCAAAGACUGGCCUCAGAGACAAAGCCGUUACACUUCAGUGCGACGACAAACAGGAAGAGGUGAAAAACCACGGAGCAUUCUUUGCUGUCAGUGCAUUGUGGAUAGAAGGAAAUCUGUCCGGACUGCCACUUUGUGACAAAAAAAAACAAAAAACACCUUGCCCACGUUGAUCCCCCCUCUCUAUCUCUCUGUCUCUCCCUCCAGCUCUAUCUCAUCCUUCCCCUCUGUUCACCCCCUCCCCUCCCCUCCCCUCCCUCCCUCCAGUCCUGGUUCCCUCGCCAUGCUGCCACUGACCUGUGCUUUCGUGAACGUUACUCUGUAAACCCUUGUUGGUUGAAAGAUUCUUUUGUCCAAUGUUAGUGAUGCACAUGUGUAAGAAGCCCCUCCCCCUCCCUCCAACCCUCCCUUCCCCGUCCCCUUCCUUUCAUCCCUCUUCCAAAAAGAUACUCCAGUGAAGCUGUCUGAUUCUUUUUUUUUUCUAUCUUAGAGCCGCCACGCUCCCUACGACCACGGUCAGAGGAUAGUUUUCACCCGAGCAGACGAGAAGUGCAUAGAAAACCAUCAGUGUAUUUGCAAGUUCUUUUCUUGACAGAGCAAACGAACAAAAAAAAAAAUGAGUCAUGUAGUCCUUUUGUAUCUUUGCCGAACUGUGAUUGAAAAAAGGCAACCUUUAAUGUACCUAUUUAAGACAUCCAAAUGCGGAAGCUACUGUAUUUCUUUUCCUCUCUUUUCAUUUAAUUUUCUUUCGUUCACUUCAUUUAUUUAUUACUUUUAGUUGUGCAGUUGAUUUUCCUUUGUAUUGGCAACGUGCUGGCAUCAAAGAAUAUCAGUUUACAUAUACAGUAUUAAAUAAAGUGUAAUAAAAAUCCCACCAAAGGACAUUAUAAAUGUUUUUGUUCUUGCUUUAACACUUGAGAAUUUAAGUGAAUAAAAGUUUAAAAA